GCUGAAUGCUUCAGGCGCAGCGCAAGUCUCAAAAGAUUUCAACUUGUCAAGUUUGCUAGCUAUGUACAAGUAUCGGACUUAUUUCGUCGUGUGGAGACUUGUCUUUGUCGGAUCAGUUUAUGCUUCCUCGUGCGGUGAAUGGACUGACUGGAUGGACGAUGAAUUUGGAGGUAUCGUCGAUUUGACCACUGGUGAAUUUGAACUAGUCGACGACCUUCGAGCUAAUUUCAGUAUAUGCUCUUCGCCGUCGUCCUUAGAGUGCCAGACGGCGAUUCCUCCGUUUCUGUCCUAUGAUCAGACUGGACAAACAGUCACGUGUCAACUUCCACAUGGAUUAAUAUGCUUUCAUACAGACAACGUAUCACCAUGUAGGAACUAUGCUGUAAGGGUUUUCUGUCCAAGGGAGUGUACUACGCAGAACCCAAUAACCAUGGGCAGCGAUUUGUCAACCGAAGAUUACAACGACAGCAUUACGAAUAUAUCUACACCAAGGACAGUAAGCAAUUCAUCAGAACUACAUUCAAUGCGAUCGUCGCAAGAUGUGGGAGUUGUAUUGACAGUGUUAGGGGCCACGAUCGGGUCACUAGUCCUAUUAGGCGGGACAAUUGCUGGUGCUAUCUACAUAUCAAAGAAAUACCAGAAGAGUUCGUGAAGAGGUGGGACACUGGUUGUGUGGCAAUGGUUAGCUUUCACACCUAUCUACGUGAUGGAAAGUUGUAUAUUGGAAACAAAUUCCGACCCAUUCGAUUUACGCUCAAUGUGGGAUGGUUCUCUUUUGUCGUCAAUUUCAUCGAGGCGCAAUC
Saccoglossus kowalevskii is the source of this 803-nucleotide messenger RNA. RefSeq lists its product as uncharacterized. NCBI's taxonomy places the organism in Eukaryota, Metazoa, Hemichordata, Enteropneusta, Harrimaniidae. The record is from RefSeq and is a predicted model, not a curated record.